GCUCGCUGCGCUCGCUCAUCAGACCGGUCGUAGACGGAGGCCGUCAAGUCUGGCGCGCGUGCAUCGUGGAGGCUCACUUCGCGAGUGUCAUUCGGGCGAGUCGCAUCGGCACGAAGGUUUUCUCGCCGCGUGUGUGCGUUCAACGACGACGAGUGCUAUGUGCAUAUUGUCUGCGAGCUAGAGUCGACGGUUGAAACCUUGUGGCGCACACCGUGCAAGCGACGCCGCUCCGGGUGUGUUGCAUCGGGACGUGUCGUCUGCUCAGCGGCAAGGAUCCAAGAUGGCAGCGCCCGGCAGUACUUCAAGAGGAGCAGCGAGUCUGUUUGCGAGAUCGCUGUGCGGGUUGCUGCUCUGUCUUCUGUUGAAAUGCGUCGUGCUGGCUUACGGCAAGCAGAUCACGUGCGCCUGCACGACGCAGCACUGCCGCGAGCAGGGCACGAGCCGCUGCAACACGACGUCCAUGUGCUACACGCAGUACCUGCAGAGCCGCGACCCGAACACGGACCCGAUCACGCGCGGCUGCAUCAACAGCCGCACGCCGCUGCUGUGCGAGAACCGGAGGCCCGCGGUGCACUCGGCCGCCCGGUGGCCCCAGCUGGUCUGCUGCAGCGCCAACCUCUGCAACGAGGGCGUGCUGCCGCCGCCGCUGCUCGCAGAGACGGCGUCAUCGUGGCCUGCGCUUCGACCCGAGGCAAGCAGCAGCGGCGGGAUCGACGGCGUCUCCACCGAGUUACCGCAGUCGCCGCCGAACAACGAGGACGAAGACGUCGGCGACGACCGGCUGCUGAGCCCCGUGCACGUCGCGGUGCUGUCGGUGGGUGCGUGCGCGCUGUUCGCCGUCGCACUUCUCGUCAUCGUGGCCCUCGUGAGACGCCACGCCGGACUGCUGGGUGCGCGCUACGUGCGCGGAAACUACAUCAAGGGUCGUCGCCAGAGCGCCUCCGACGACGGCGCGCCCAACGGAGGCACCUACGACAACAAGAUGGCCGUCGUCUCCUGAUCGGGACCGGUCGAUCGACUCGAUGUGUUUUCGUGUGGCCACGCGACAACCGCAGAGACUAGUUCCUAAAGUGAACUUAGGUCGGGACGGACACUUUCGAACCUGUGUGUGACCUCUCGGUGAUCAGCAUGACUUGGCGAAGCGUUGAAUGGCCCUGCAGUUGGGACUCUGGUGCCUGGUACAGUUCCCGCAAAGUUGUUGCGGAGAACCACUUGGGACUGGAACCGCGGGGAGUACAAGCACGGCACCUUUGUCAGAAAACCAUUCUUCCCGACUGGAAGACCUGAACACUAGCGCAACCUUUUCUUCAUGGUUCAUCGAAGGUUAUCCUGAAAGUGACUGCCCUUGUGCGAGCGGCGCUGCAGUGUCGGUAUUUCGUGCCCGAGUGUGAUCCAUUCUUUCAAUUAUGGAGGUCAGUUUCGCCGCAGGCUCUGGGACACGCGAUUUAUGACCCCCGCGAGCAACGCCUUAUCUAGGUCAUCAAUCCACUUGUGGAACGCUUCUGAAAGGCCAAACUUGCGCGUCCGGUUGCGUGUCCGCCUGGUGGUAUGCGUAGUACACCUCAGGUGCUUUUGCGAGGGUCAUUGAGGUAUGUCGUGGCGGACGUGGUAUUGUCGAUUCCGAGGAAAUUCGAGAACCCUGCGGGGUAGACGUGACAUCCCCGCGGCUCCCUCACGCGCGAAGCCUUGCGGUAGCACUGCGAUUGAGCGCACAUCAGCGAUGACCUUCGGCGAGGACGUUCCCGAUGGCCGAUCGCGGUCGUUACCGUUUCCUGUUCGCCAUUCGCGGCCAAGAAUCGGCGCUACCUGUUCCGUUAAAUGCCAGCCCUCGAACCCACUCGUGGGUCACGAUCCGGAGCAGGACUUGUGUAGACUAGCGCCGGCCUUCGGAUGGAAUAAUCGACACCUUAUUUAAUUAGGUAGUUUGUUAUAAAGGCUCACACGGCCAAUGAAAUGUCAGCUUUUCGUCGGGAGCUUAGCGUAUACAUGCGCUUGUCGCAGCAGUGGCCGACACGCACAGUUCGGCGAAAUCGCGUUGCUGGCCGGCUGCCUAAAUCUGGAGCUUCGUAAGUUACCAGUCUUGGACCGAGAUGAAUUGGGUCAGUUCGACUAAAUUCAAUCAAGUUCGCCAGACUCCGAAAAGAAUGGCAAUGCUGUUCUGGAAGCCUAUACGUUAGAGCGAUGACUUAAUGGAUUCGUGAUUAAUUAAACGCAGGUAUUCUUAUUCAGCUCGCAUAGAAUAUUAUAUAAGAGAGCCGCGACUCGCCGGACGGUAUUCCUAAGCAAUUUGAAAGGACCAUUGUAUAAAGAACAAGCUCAUACUUUAUUUUUUCUUUCUAGGCGGACAGCCUACAAUAACACACACAAAAUAGUUCAGCACUCGCGCUAGUUACGCACAUCCAGUACUAAAUACAGCCCAAUAGAGGCGUUUAUUCAGGGAUCAACUUAACAAAUUGUGUCUCCAUCAUUAACAUAGUGUUGUUGAGUUAAGUCUGUGCGUACCGAACGCUCGAACAAUCAUGUUGUACUCGUCGUUUUCAUCUCCGCCUCCCCGAAACUCUGGAACAACAUUAAUCGCUGCCUGCGGUGCGACCUGUUUCGUUUCCCCUCCAUCGAUCGUUGGUUGUGGUGUGCCUCGUGCCCCCCCGUCCCUGGUUGUUUCUCGUGUUGUUUUUUGUUUUAUGCUGUUGAUCGUAUAAGGGUUUGUUGUACGCGUCCUACAGAAUGUACGGCGAAAGUAUUCCUUUUCGGAAUCUGGACUGCCCACACGCACACUUAGCACUAUACUCUACGAAUCUGUGCACUGUAAAUAGUCGCCCUGUGAGAAGCCAACUUUUUUUUUAUUUCUUCAUCUACGCUAUAUACCUGACCCACCACACCCCACCUUAGUCGCUGUGAUAGGGUUUUU
Messenger RNA from Rhipicephalus microplus (southern cattle tick), 2908 nucleotides. RefSeq lists its product as uncharacterized. The record is from RefSeq and is a predicted model, not a curated record. Lineage: Eukaryota; Metazoa; Arthropoda; Arachnida; Ixodida; Ixodidae.